UGCCCUCUUGGAGCGUCCGUCAUGAGGAGAAGUGAAGUGCUGGCAGAGGAGUCCAUACUAUGUCUCCAGAAAGCCCUGAAUCACCUUCGGGAAAUAUGGGAAUUGAUUGGCAUUCCAGAGGACCAGCGGUUACAAAGAACUGAGGUUGUAAAGAAGCACAUCAAGGACCUCCUGGAUAUGAUGAUUGCUGAAGAGGAAAGCCUGAAGGAAAGACUUAUAAAAAGCAUAGCCGUCUGUCAAAAAGAACUGAACACUCUGUGCAGCGAGUUAAAUGUUGAGCCUUUUCAUGAAGAAGGAGAGACAACCAUCUUGCAACUAGAAAAGGAUUUGCGUACUCAGGUAGAACUGAGUAGAAAACAGAAAAAGGAGAGAAAACAAGAACUGAAAAUUCUUCAAGAACAAGAUCAAGAACUGUGUGAAAUUCUUUGCAUGCCCUAUUAUGAAAUCGACAGCACCUCAGUUCCCAGCUUAGAAGAGCUGAACCAGUUUAGACAACAUGUGGCAACUUUGAGGGAAACAAAGGCAUCUAGGCGUGAGGAGUUUGUUAACAUAAAGAGACAAAUCAUACUGUGUAUGGAGGAAUUAGAGCACACUCCGGACACAAGCUUUGAAAGAGACGUGGUGUGUGAAGAUGAAGAAGCCUUCUGUUUAUCUCUGGAAAAUAUUGCAACACUACAGAAGUUGCUCUGGCAGCUGGAAGUGCGAAAAGCACAAAAUGAAGCAGUGUGUGAGGGGCUGCGUGCUCAGAUACGAGAGCUCUGGGAUAGGUUGCAAAUACCUGCAGAAGAAAGAGAAGCUGUGGCCACGGUUAUGACUGGGUCGAAGGCCAAGGUCCGGAAAGCGCUGCAGUUAGAAGUGGAUCGGUUGGAAGAACUGAAAAUGCAAAACAUGAAGAAGGUGAUCGAGGCAAUCCGAGUGGAGGUGGCACAGCACUGGGACAAGUGUUUCUACAGCCAGGAGCAGAGGCGGGCGUUCGCCGCCUACUACUCCGAGGACUACACAGAAAAUCUGCUCCAGCUCCAUGAAGCCGAGAUUGUGCGGUUAAGAAACUACUAUGAGGUUCACAAAGAACUCUUUGAAGGUGUCCAGAAGCGGGAAGAAAGCUGGAGGCUUUUCUUAGAGUUUGAGAGAAAAGCUUCAGAUCCAAGUCGAUUUACAAAUCGUGGAGGAAAUCUUCUAAAAGAGGAAAAGCAGAGAGCCAAGCUCCAAAAAACACUCCCUAAGUUGGAAGAGGAGUUGAAAGCAAGAAUUGAAAUGUGGGAACAGGAGCAUUCAAAGGCAUUUGUGGUGAAUGGGCAGAAAUUCAUGGAGUACAGAGAACAGUGGGAGAUGCACUGGCUGGAGAAGAGGGCCAAGCAGGAACGACAACUAAAGAACAAGCAGACAGAGACAGAGAUGCUCUAUGGCAGUACUCCGCGAACACCCAACAAGCGGCGAGGACUGGCACCCAGCACUCCAGGCAAAGUGCGCAAGCUGAACACUACCACCAUGUCCAAUGCUACGGCCAACAGCAGCAUUCGGCCUGUCUUUUCGGGGACAGUCUACCGCUCCCCUGUGUCUCGACUUCCACCUUCUGGCAGCAAGCCAGUCAUCACUUCCACCUGUUCGGGGGAAAAAACGCCCUGUGCCGUCAAGCAUGGAGCCAACAAGGAGAACCUGGAACUCAAUGGCAGCAUCCUCAGCGGGAUGUUCACUUAAUGCUACAGCUUCAGUAGCUUUGCUCUCACCUAAAGGCCUGUCCCCACCACACAGGACAGCCUUCCUACUGAUGAAGAUGUCUGUGUGUCAGAAGUUGGGAUGGCCUGACUCACUGCCAAAGAGGUGACAGGGAGGCUGGGAGCACCUUUGUUCAACUGUGUACAGUUUUGUCAUGUGGGGUGAUGCUGUGGUCAGCGGGGGGUGGGGGGGGUGGGGGUGGUGUGUGUGUGUAUGAACACACGUGCUUGUCUGAACUCUACUCUCUGGGUCCAGCUCCCCCAUCCCGGCACCCUGGUGCCUGAGUCCGUCCACCCUCUGCACUUGGUAGCCAAGUAGGGAGGCUGUUUGGUUGGCUGGGCCAUUCCUGUUCCUGUCGUGGAGACCUGGAACUUUGCACAUGUCAGUACUGGGGAGUUGUUCCUGCCGUAAUGUCCACGAUGAGGCUCCUUCUUUACCUACCCUAUCGAUCACUACUGCGCUCCCCAAAGCACUAUUAUUUAUUCUCCCUCUGCCUGCACCCCUACUACUGUCAGCACAGUAAAUGGUUCUUGGAAGCUUACAGGUGUGGAUUCGGUCUGUUAGUCAUGUGUAUACAUGUACUGAUUUUAAAAUAUAUUAAAUUAAAAUGUAUACUUAUAUUUCAGAAACA
This is a messenger RNA of Cervus elaphus (red deer), 2347 nucleotides long. Its product is annotated as protein regulator of cytokinesis 1-like. NCBI's taxonomy places the organism in Eukaryota, Metazoa, Chordata, Mammalia, Artiodactyla, Cervidae. Gene Ontology annotation, biological process: microtubule cytoskeleton organization; mitotic spindle midzone assembly. Gene Ontology annotation, molecular function: microtubule binding. The record is from RefSeq and is a predicted model, not a curated record. Gene Ontology annotation, cellular component: spindle; mitotic spindle midzone; cytoplasm.